UGCUUUUGGAACCAAAACCCCAAAAUCAACGCACAGAGAGAGAGAGACGAAGAACAAAGACAGGAUCCCCUGCUGCAGCGCUCUCUCUCUCUCAUGGCUUUUCUUUUCCAGAAAUUCCAAGAGGGUGUGAGAACUCUUGCUAAAAGUCCCACAUUUGCUAGAGAUCCAAGGCAACUUCAGUUUGAGGCUGAUAUAAACCGUCUGUUCCUUUACACCAGUUAUAAUCGGUUAGGAAAGAAUGCUGAUGAAAAAGAUGCGGAGGAGAUCAUUGAUAUGGCUGGCAAGGCCUCCCUUGCUGACCAACAGAAGCAGGUUCAAGAUAACAUCCAUUCUCAAAUUAAAACCUUCAGCACGUGGAUGGAUGAAAUCCUUCUUCCUGAUUCCAAGAGCAUAAAUGAAUCAGCUGAAUCAAAUUCACAAAAGAAUACUCAGACCCGCAGUGGCCUUAGCCUUGCUGUUGGAAGGACGAGCCCCUCAGAAAACAGUCCUGCUGUACCUGAUACAAAACCUUUAAAACCUGCCGAGCUGUCACAGAAGCUGAAGAAUCUCAUGGGCUAUACUCUUGAGCUCAAACCAUCUCAAAUCACACAUGAGGAGGCUGGUCGAGGUUUAUUCGUGCAUGGCCAAUCUGAUGUUGGUGCAGUGAUUGCAAUCUACCCUGGCAUAGUGUACUCUCCAGCUUACUACCGUUAUAUUCCUGGAUACCCAAAAGUCGAUGCACAGAACCCUUACUUGAUCACAAGGUACGACGGAACUGUGAUCAAUGCACAGCCCUGGGGUGCCGGAGGUGAAACUCGUGAAGUGUGGGACAUCUCAAGUGUUAUUGGACGUCGCACGGGGCCUACGGCGGGUGCUCAGGAUGCUGACAAAGGUUCUGACCGGAUGUGGAAGAUGCUCAGUAAACCUUUGCAACCCACAAGAGUGGCAACAAGUGGUGAUGUGUUGGAGCGGAGAAACCCACUAGCUUUAGCCCAUUUUUCCAACCACCCUGCAAAGGGAAUGGUCCCGAAUGUCAUGGUUUGUCCUUAUGAUUUUCCCUUAACAGAAAAGGAUAUGAGAACAUAUAUACCAAAUGUUGCUUUUGGAGGUGGUGAGGAAGCGAGGAUGAAGAGGUUUGGUCGUUUUUGGUUUAAAUCAUGGGGAUCCGGCAAUAGUGGAUCUGAUGAUGUUCCUAUUUUGAAGACGCUUGUUCUCGUGGCCACUAGGGCGCUUUCCGAUGAAGAGGUGCUGUUGAACUACAGGUUGAGCAACUCCAAGCGGCGGCCGUCCUGGUAUACUCCUGUGGAUGAGGAAGAGGAUCGAAGAAGGUGGAGCUGAUAGGGUUGCAUUGCAUGUGGAAUUUGUGGGCCUCCUUCAGAUCUUGGACCAUAUGCCAUUACAUGAUUAUAUUUGGAGUAGCUGUUUCAUUGAGGUUUCUUGAGGAUUCUUUUUUGUUUUAUUUUCAGCAUUCAAAGUUUCAUAUCUGAAGCAAGAAACUGCUCGAGUUUUAGAAAAAGAUGCUAUAAAGCCUAUUCUGUUUUUUA
Molecule: messenger RNA, 1523 nt
Organism: Rhododendron vialii
Lineage: Eukaryota; Viridiplantae; Streptophyta; Magnoliopsida; Ericales; Ericaceae
Exons: 5
Coding region: 94-1317 (407 amino acids)
Source: RefSeq, a predicted model, not a curated record